AUGUUGCGGGGAUACAAGCACAUUCUUGAGGAUUUUCUGGGUAUUGAAGGAGGUGCCGAUGGUGGUGCUGGAAUUGGAGGAGGUGCAGGUAGUGGUGGUGCUGCUGGAGGCAGCGUUGGAGGUGCUGAUGGAGGAGCUGGAGUUGGAGGAGGUGCAGGUGGUGGUGGUGCCGCUAGAGGUGGCGCUGGAGGAGGUGUAGGUGGUGGUGUUGGGGCUGGAGCUAGUGUUGGAGGAGCAGGUGGUGGUGGUGGAGUUGGAGGCAGUGCAGGUGGUGGUGCUGGUGCUGGAGGUGGCAUGGGAGGAGGUGCAGGGGGUGGAGCUGGUGGAGGAGUAGGUGGUGGUGUAGGUGGUGGGGCUGGUGGAGGUGUAGGAGGAGGAGCCCGAGGAGGCGUUGGCAGAGGUGCUGGAGGUGGGGCCGGUGGCGGAAAAAGGGGUGGAGCAGAUGGUGGCUUUGGGAAAGGUGGAGGUAUAGGAGGUGGUGCAGGUGGUGGUUUUGGGGCUGGAGGAGGUUUUGGUGGAGGGCAUGGGGGAUUUGGUAAGGGUGGAGGAGUUGGCGCGGGCGGUGGAUUCGGAGGCCGGACUAGUCCUAGAAUUGGACGUCGCAAAUUGUGA
Messenger RNA from Coffea arabica (coffee), 612 nucleotides. The record is from RefSeq and is a predicted model, not a curated record. Lineage: Eukaryota; Viridiplantae; Streptophyta; Magnoliopsida; Gentianales; Rubiaceae.